GGCAAUUUACCCACCGCAUCAACUGAGUUCCACCCACUUUCUUCAAUCGCCCGCUCACACCGGGAUCUACAACCAAGUAAACCCACCAAAAGAAUGCAGUACCUCUGAUCCAACACCAACCCGACAUACCGUACCACAACUUCGCGCGAGAUUUGCCGCCCAGCAUGAACAACGACCAAUUCCGCCGCCUCGUCCUCGACACCCCGUCCAGCAGCAACAACAAUGCGCGCAACCAGAACACAAAUAACCCGGGUGCAACGCCCUCGGCCGCCACUGCAGCGCUGGGCUCGCGACUCCGCUCGAGCAUCCCUAUGACGCCCCGCGCUCUCAACACCACGAAAUCCUCCCUGCACAACGACUUCGCGCGCCAACUCGCCGAUCACCGCCGGGAGCAGUUGGGCGGCGGUGCACAUCCGGCGAAACGGUUUAAGUCGUCGGCUGCGCCGAAGGGGACGAAAUUGCCGGAGGGGUAUCGGGAUCGGGCGGCGUUGUUGCGGAGUGCUGAGGAGGAUGGGGAUAAUAAUGGGGAUGGGGAUACGACUGCGGCUACUGCUGGGGAGAAGGGGGAGUUGGAGAAGCGCGUGAAGGCGUUGGAGGAGAUGGUGAAGUUGGGGCAGAUUGAUCAGGGGACGUUUGAGGGGUUGAUUCGGGAGAUGGGCGUUGGUGGGGAUCUGGGGAGUACGCAUAUGGUUAAGGGGUUGGAUUGGGAGUUGUUGCGGAGGGUGAGGCAGGGGGAGGAUGUUUCGGUUACGGUGACGAGGAAGGGGGAGGGUGAGGGGGACCAGAAGGUGGGGGAUGUGGAUGAUGAGUUGGAUCAGGUGCUUGGGGAGGAGGAAGCUGGGGUCGACGGGUUGCCUUCUGCUCCCAAGGAACAGAAGGUCAAGAAGAAGGGGAUCAUGGCCCCGCCGCCUCUGUCGUCGAGACUGGAGCAGGUCGAGCCCGGCGUGCCGAGGUCUAGGGAUGAGAUUCUGAGGCAGUUGAAGGCUAGUCGUGCUGCUGCUGCGGCGGCGGCGGCGCGGCCGGUUGAGCCCGCGCUGGGGGAUCGGUUCAAGCGGAUCGGGAGUGAGUCGAAGGUCGAGAAGAAGCGGUGGAUCGAGCAGGAUGAGACUGGUCGCCGGAAAGAGAUCCUCCAGGUCACGGACGCGCAGGGCAAGGUCAAGCGCAAGGUGCGAUGGCUGGAUAAGCCGGGUGAGGCGCCUGCGCCUGCGCCUGCUGCUAAACCGCUGGGCAUGGAGGUUCCGGCUGAGUUCGCGGCCAAGGCUGCGCCGGCCCCGGCGGAGGAGGAAGACGACGAUAUCUUCGCCGGAGUGGGAGCGGACUACAACCCGCUGGCAGACUUGGGAGACGAGGACGAUUCAUCGUCGUCCGAUGAAAGUGACGACGGCGAGGUCGCUCGGAAGAAGUCCGUGACUACAGACACAGCUCCAGCGGAGGCUACUGCGGAUAUGGAGAAGACACCUGUCGAGGACACCACAGGCCGGCCACGCAACUACUUCGCUACUUCGACGACGGAAGAAGUCCCCGAGAUCGAUCGUUCGAAUCCCUUGGCUAAAGAUGCUACGCUACUGGCCGCUCUCAAACGGGCGGCGGCCUUGCGACAAUCCGAGGAGGCUGCUGGGGAGGGAGAGGAGGACGUCGACGCGGAAACAGCCUUGCGGCGCAAGAAGUUCCUGGAAGAGGCGCGGCGGCGUGAGGCGCUGGAUGCGAUGGAUAUGGACAUGGGCUUCGGAGGCAGUCGGGUGGGCGAUGAAGAGGACGACGAGGAAGUGGUACUCGAGGGCGAAGGCCGGGGUGGGAAGAAGAGGAAACGAGGACCCAAAAAGAAGAAGGGCGACAAGAACAGCGCGUCAGAUGUGCUGCGUGUUAUGGAAGGUCGGAAGCAGGGGUAGUGAAUGUAUGUGAGUCAGGGGGCUGGUGGUUGGUGAAUAUCAGUGAAUCUUG
Molecule: messenger RNA, 1941 nt
Organism: Aspergillus japonicus CBS 114.51
Lineage: Eukaryota; Fungi; Ascomycota; Eurotiomycetes; Eurotiales; Aspergillaceae
Exons: 3
Coding region: 165-1889 (574 amino acids)
Biological process (GO): mRNA splicing, via spliceosome
Cellular component (GO): nucleus
Source: RefSeq, a predicted model, not a curated record